AUGAGCCUGGCCCGUCGUGUGCGACGACCGACAAAGACCGGCAGCGUGACCGUCAAGAACGGCGGCGUGAGCAAAACCGGGAAUCUAGAACAAUUAGACGAGGAGGAUAAGGAGUCCGGAGACCGCAUCGCCACCUUCAUGUUCUACCUUUCAGACGUGGGUUUGGGAGGUGCGACUGCGUUGCCCUACGCCAAGGCGGCUGUCACUCCGCGAAUGGGCUCGGCUGCCUUCUGGUACAACAUGCGCGAGGACGGCAGCUACGACGUCCGCACCUUGCACGGCGGAUGCUCCGUGCUACACGGCACAAAGCACAUCGCGAACCUGUGGAUUCGAACCAAUGGCCAGAUGUUCAAACGACCAUGCCCAGCGACGAAAGGAAGACGGACGCCCGAUUCUGCGAAUCUGUCUCCUUUAUGUGUUGGUCCUGCUGCUUAUAUUUGUCUUCUUGUUGUAUCACUCUCUUUUGCUAUAUUUUUUUCAAUGGGAACGAUAGGUCGUCCCUGUUAGUAUCUAUUGUUUCUAUGUUUAAAUAAGGUGAAAACAAAAGCAAAGAAUUGUUUAUAUAACGGAACGCAUUGAGAGUGUUAAAGAAAGGUCAACGCGCGGCACAUGCCAAAAAAGUAUAACAAUGAAACACUUCUUUAAGUAUGUUACAGAGACAAGGGAUGGUCCGUGCAGUCUUAUGUACACCACCUUGAUGAUGUUGGCCUUCCACCUGACAGCUGAUAUCGCUAGUGCUGUUUCUUGCACGACUUUUAUUGUGACGCGAUAAAAAGCUUCUUGGCAAAUACAGUAGCCACGUACACUCAACAUAAAAGUCUCUGCGCACAUUUUUUUUUUUUUUUGGUUCCUAAGCAAGGAAAUUCAAGCUUGCUCCCGGCACGGCGCUGUUUACUAUGGCCGAACCUACAGUAGUAUGGAUGCAAAGGUGAAAUAAAUGCUCCGAAACGUGUCGCAUAAUUAUUCAUUGCUGAGAAAAAGUGGGUAAUUCCAAUAGAAAAAGAGAUGGCGUUCUUUGAGAAUGAUAAUGGUGAAGUAAGUCUAGUAAAAAAAAAAGCCAGAACUCUGACGAAUGUGGCAGAAAGUUGUGUCAAUGCUUUGAAAAGUCGGUAUUAUAUGGUCAAUGAAGUUUUACGGUGUGCGUUUUCUUCAAGUCCUUGUGUGAAUAACUUUAGGCACCUUAGGCUUGUAACAAGAUGCGUAUAGCGCAAAUAUGCCAGAGCUAGUAAACUGCGGAACUCUUGCGGUUUACGGUGACAGAGAAAAUAAAAGAAAGAAAGAAUACUUCUGUUUAUUGAAUGAACAAAGUCGACGAAAAAGCUCACAUGUCAAACUUUGUCAGCUACCUGUCAAAAACAAACUGUUUACGCCGAAGUCGACACAGUGUCUUCGAUCACCUCUACGCACGCGUUAAAGCGAUGAGCGGGAGUAACUUCAGUUCAUAGAAGUCAGACAAUGGCAUA
Dermacentor andersoni is the source of this 1463-nucleotide messenger RNA. RefSeq names its product prolyl 4-hydroxylase subunit alpha-2-like. Gene Ontology annotation, cellular component: endoplasmic reticulum. Lineage: Eukaryota; Metazoa; Arthropoda; Arachnida; Ixodida; Ixodidae. The record is from RefSeq and is a predicted model, not a curated record. Gene Ontology annotation, molecular function: L-ascorbic acid binding; procollagen-proline 4-dioxygenase activity; iron ion binding. Gene Ontology annotation, biological process: peptidyl-proline hydroxylation to 4-hydroxy-L-proline.